AUGUCUGUUAUUAUGAUUGCUGGCUCACAACAAAAUUUAGUAGAAAGGAAACAUAUCGAUAAAUUAAGAUCAUCCUUGUUUGCUGGUGGUUGUGAAAAAAUAAUAAUAGAAAACAAUAAAUAUCUAUUGAAUUUGUUCAAAUCUCCUUUAGCUACUUACAGUCAAUUUAAAUUGACUGAUGACAUUGAAGAAUCACCUUUCGAUCGUGAAUUUCUCAUGUCAGUUUACAAUAAUACUAAUGAAGGUUCACAAUUAAUAUCAAAAAUCAAAGAACAUAUGAAAGAUAGACAACGUUUAGUACACAAAUCGAUUGAACAACAAGUAAAUGACGCAUUUGCCGCUGUAUUUGCUGUUUAUAUUAAACAUUAUCGUCGAAUUAAUUUAGCUAAACACGAACUAGCUCAAACGGAUAAUAAAAGACCACAUCAUAAACUUUUAUCGCUCUAUGAAUAUGCCAAUCAUGUUCAAACAUUGUUUGCCACAACAAAAGCACAAGGUGGCGACUGUAAUGAACUUUACAAACAAAUAAAAACGAAUGCAUUAUUUCUUUUAUCAUCCGUUCAAUCAGGUAAUUCAGUUCCGAUCAUAAAUGAAGACCUUCUACAAUCAACGACAAGCACACAUAUAAUGACAACAGUAGAAUAUAAAAUAAAACCGUCAUUUAAGCGGCAAGUCUCACGAUGGACAACAGCGAAACGUGUCCUUCAAUUGCUUCGAAAUACAAUGAAUGCUUGUAUACGAUUUAAAAAGUUGAUGUUAGCCAAAAAACAAGCUAUUAGACAAAAAUUAGACAAUGAAAGUAUCUUAAAUCGAACAAUUGAUGCAUAUAUUUAUGGAGAUCCUUACAAAACAAUAACAAGUGAAGAAAAAUCAUUGGAAUCGGACGAACUUAUUCAAUGUAUGUCACGGCAUCACAAUCAAUUAAUUCUUAAUGCACUAUCAACGAACGUAUUGAAAUAUAAUGGUUGGAAACCAUAUGCAUCACAAAUUGAAAUUGAAUCGUUUAGAAGAGGUCGAAUCGGAAGUAAUGAACUUUCAGUUGUUCCAAUGCCAUUGGACAUUAGUGACUUAAGUGUUUUCGAAGAAUGUGGUAAUAAUCAUAAAUUCAAAGGACGAAUUUCUCCAAGUCGUAAAAACACAAAUGGACCAUUUCCAACAUACAUUGUUGAUAAUAUACAAGUAAGUGAAGGUAAAUGGUAUUAUUGUGUUAAAAUACUAGUUAAUAACUAUAUUCAAAUUGGAUGGGCUACAAGUGAAUUUGUACCCCAGCCAGAUGAUGCUCGUGGAAUAGGUGACGACAAAUAUUCAUGGUCAUACGAUGGAUCACGAGGUACACUUUAUAAUAAUGGAGAAUUUCAUUUCACUUCUGAUGAUAUUCGAUGGAAAGAAAAUGAUGUUUGUGGUUGUGGUAUUGAAAUUGAUGGUGAGAAUAUUUGUAUCAAAUAUUGGCUGAAUGGAAACUAUCUUGGUAAAGGUUUUGAACAUCAAUCAAAUAUCGCAUCAACAACAACAAUAUGUAAUAUGUUACCAAAUGGACGGCAAGGUACCAUCUAUUUUCCUGGUGUUUCUUUACAAGUUAGUUCUUAUUCUAGUAGUCGUUGUGAGCUCAUUUUUAGUCCAGAAGACAUGACGGAAUGCCCAUUACCAAAAGGUUACAAACCAUUAUUGAUGCCAAAAUUAAUCAAUGUCGAAAAUUCUAUUGUCGCUUAUCCUUACAGUGCUUAUUUGAUUGAUGAUCAAAUUCAAAAUAACUUUCAUACACAACGAAGUACAACACCGACAACAUUUUUGCGUGAUUUUGUAAGCGAAGAUCAUCUUGAAACAGAAUUUACUAUUGAUAAUAAUCAGCUAGUCCUACCAGAAAAUAGUAAUGGUUUGCCACUUUCGAUCGAUAAUCAUGCGUCAUCAUUGACAAUCAGUUUUGAUUUUAAAACUUUAAAAAAAGUUGAAAACGAUGCUAACACAAAAUUAGAUAUUCUGUUAUUUACACUAGAAACUAUAGAAAUAUUCUCAGUACAAAUCUCAAUAAGCAAAAUAGAAAACGAAAUACGAACUGCAAUCAUAGUCAAUCCGAACGAACAACAAAUGAUAAUUUACUUCAAUAAUGAAUGUCGAAAAUUUCAUAUUGCUUUUGAAACUUCAACAAUGGCGAAACUAAAUUUUCAUAUAUUACCUAAUAUUGCCGUUGGAAUAAAAAAUCUUGGCAUUUGGAAAUAUGCUCUUUCGGAAGAACAUAUUCAGCGUCUAUUUACCUAUGGUUUAUUCUAUGUAGCAAUCGAUUAUCAACAGUUGAAAGAACAUCGAACACAAGCGAACACUAUCACGUUCAGUAAGAAUCAACAACAAUUUUCGAGUCAAUUACUUAUUCCGUUUAAUGAACCAUUCGAAAAGAACAUAUGGGAGAAAAAGAAGAAACAAGUUGACAUUGAUGAAUCCAUAUAUUUUAGAACAAUUGCUGGAACUGAUGAAUCUGUCGUACAAUUAUUUGGAAACAAAACAUAUCUCGUUCUAGAUAAAUCCGCUGAUCAAGGCUGUGAAUAUGCACUUAUUCUCGACAUUUGCAUACCUAAUUGGCCAACGAAUAAUGAACAAUUGACACUAUUGAGAUUGAAUACACAAUCAGAAAUUUAUAUUACACAUAAUGGUAAAAUUGUUCUAUCUAGUAAUGCAAUACAAAACAAAAGUGAUUCAACAUUGAAAUUGAAUGAAUAUUUCCGUUUGCAUAUAUCGUUUCAAAAGAAAGUUGUCAAAAUCUAUGUAAAUGGAAUACUGGAACUAAGUGUCAAUGUCAAUGAGGACCAAUUCAUGGCAAAAGCUAAACGAAUUGAACUGUUUCGAGAAGUGGAUUUAGGAAAGAAUACGACUAAUGAUGAUAGACUUCGAAUUGAAUGUAAAUCGAUCACAUUUUUAAAUGAUUUAAUAGCAGAUGCAGAUAAUCGUGAAGAAAUGAAAUCAACAAAAUAUUCAUUAGAAACUUUGGUUGCACCACCCUUUUCUAUAGUUGCAUUAAAUUUAGUUGCCAUUGGAUAUAAAGAAUCAUGGAUAAAAUACGCUAUGAAAGAAUACAAUACGAGUAAUAUUCAAUGGAUUGAUACAAUUAUACGCGAGAAAAAAGAAGAAUUCAUGAAGAACGAAGCUCAAAAUCGACAAAAACGUUAUUUCAAUAUUUUGUCGAGAUUAAAUCCAUCGAUUGAUAGAGAAAAAAUGGAAGAUCUGCUUGCGUUCUCAAAAUUUGAUACUGACGAACAAGUGACAGCUGCUUAUAAACUCGUGCUACUGCAUUGUCACGAUCUACAGACAUCGAAAUCGUUGUUGAAGACGUAUGAAACGAAAGAAAAUGUACUGAAUUUCAGUGAAAAUGAAACUUCAUUGUCAAGCGAAAAAUGGUACUAUCAAACUAUUCGUGGUUUAGAUGUCAAUGAUCAUCUCGACGAAUGGAUUCAAGGUAAAACAACAAUGAUUCGAGCAGAAGAUCUCACUUGUCAAUUAUUCGAUUUGACAAAAUCUGAACAAGAAUUAACAACAAUGACUUCAUUUGCAGGUAGUCAACAAAAAAAGAUUAAAAAAUCAAUUCAAUAUUCACAUCGACAAAUUUCACAACAAAAAUACAUGAACUUGCGUGUUGCAUGUGAACACGGAUUGACAAUGAUGUAUGCACGUUAUACUGUUUGCAAUAUGUUAAAACUUUGGUCACCUUAUAGUUCAAAUAAAUUUCCAUGGGAAAAAUUUGGUGAUUGUGCACUUAUAACUAGGCUGUUACGUUACUUGAUGCAAGCAAAAAUUUCAAUUUAA
Messenger RNA from Rotaria sp. Silwood1, 3792 nucleotides. Lineage: Eukaryota; Metazoa; Rotifera; Eurotatoria; Philodinida; Philodinidae. The record is from the annotation of a GenBank genome assembly.